AUGGGCCGCCCGUCCGGGAGAGUAGUCCCUCAGAUGCUGGCGGCCAAGCCACUGGAAGGGCAGAAACCUCUUUGGCUGGACAUCUGGACCAUGGACAGGGAUCUGAGUGAUGAGGACAAGCCCAUUCCCAGCCUGCAGGCCGGUGUCCGCAAGGGCCCCUGGGCGGUGGAGAAGGAUGGUGUGGCCGACCUCAGCUUCGAGGCCGAGAGCCCUCUGGUGCCCCCAGUCGAACUCCUGGAGAGGCUGCCCAGCUAUGACUGCCUUUUUCAAGGAGGCGGACAGCAGAUCUUCUUCCCGCCUUUGGAGGCCCCGCGGAGACCCCAGGAACAAACAUGCUGGUCCUCCUUCCUGGAACACAGCAGAGUCCCUGUGGUGACAGAGGAGGUGGCGCGUGAAGCCCUCCUCAGCUUCGUGAGCUCCAAAUGCUGCUAUGGCCGCUCAGCUGCCAGGGACCUGGUCAUCCAGCAGAUGAAGCAACAGAUGCUGUGCCGGUAUCGGCUGGAGACUUUCAGCGAAUCCAGGAUAAGUGAAUGGACAUUUCAACCCUUCACUAACCACGUAGUGGACGGGCCGAGAAGAGGGACCUCCCCCAAGCUCUGGGACAUCAAGGUCCAGGUUCCCCCGAUGUUCCAGGAGGAAACCAGGAAGUUCCAGGUCCCUCACUCGUCACUGGUCAAGGAAUGCCACAAGUGCCACGGGCGGGGACACUACAAGUGCAGCGGCUGCCACGGGGCCUCCAUGGUGAGGUGCCCCUCCUGCAGCGGAGCCAAGCGCAGAGCCAAGCAGCCUGGGCGGUGCCAGCUGUGCUCGGGGUCGGGCAGGCACAGGUGCAGCACGUGCUCGGGGCGGGGGAACAAGACCUGUGCCACCUGCAAGGGGGAGAAGAAGCUGCUGCACUUUGUCCAGCUGGUCAUCGUGUGGAAGAACAGCCUCUUCGAGUUUGUGUCCGAGCACCGGCUGGACUGCCCCGGGCAGCUCCUAGCUAAAGCCCAAGGAGAGAGCCUCUUCAGGGAUGAAAACACGACGGUGUACCCCCUCGCGGACUUCCCGCUGCGGGAGAUCUCGCUGGCCUCCGAGCGGGGCAUUGCCCAGCACAGCGCCGCCACCCUGGCCUCCAGAGCCCGCGUCCUUCAGCAGCGCCAGACCAUCGAGCUGAUCCCCCUCACAGAAGUGCAUUACUGGUACCAGGGGAAGACGAACGUCUACUACAUCUACGGCACCGACCACAGGGUGUAUGUGGCCGACUACCCCGAGCGGUACUGCUGCAGCUGCACCAUCAUCUGA
Messenger RNA from Eptesicus fuscus (big brown bat), 1284 nucleotides. RefSeq names its product ssu-2 homolog (gene SSUH2). NCBI's taxonomy places the organism in Eukaryota, Metazoa, Chordata, Mammalia, Chiroptera, Vespertilionidae. The record is from RefSeq and is a predicted model, not a curated record. The transcript is spliced from 13 exons. Bases 1 to 1284 code for a protein of 427 amino acids.